Messenger RNA from Symbiodinium sp. CCMP2456, 1692 nucleotides. The record is from the annotation of a GenBank genome assembly. NCBI's taxonomy places the organism in Eukaryota, Dinophyceae, Suessiales, Symbiodiniaceae.
AUGGACUGGCAGGAGAAGGAUCUCACGGACUGGGCCAGAGAAUCGCUGCAAGACAUCCUGCUGGACGCGCUGAAGGAUCCUGCGCGGUGCAAAGACGGAGAGGCGGUGCGGACGCCCUGGACCUUCCUGGAGGUCCAGGUGCUCCGUGUGGAGGUCAGUGGAGAAGCAAGCCUUUGCGGUCGCAAGGCCCAGGUGAGUGUGGAUGCUGACCUGGACCUUGGUCUGCAGCUGGAGGUGGUUAAGGCAACUCGCUUCUAUGGCGCCGAGAAAGACGGGGGGAAGGCCCAGCGCUGGCCUGCGGUGCUGCGCGUCCCGGGCUUCCAGCCGGGCACACCGCCCGAGCUGCAGGUCCAGUUCGAUGAUCCGCAGAGCGAGGUGGCCGGCGAGGUCACCUGGUUCCUGCAGGAGGGCUUGGGUGCGAGGCUCUUGCAGCAGACGCUGGAGAGGUGGGAGGCACUGGCAAGGCGGCGCUUCGGCGCCGAGGCGCGGCCUGAGGUGCCCAGGAGCUCCGGGAGAUCCGCCAUCUGGCUGUCUGCGGAUGCCAGUCUCCGAGCCAGCCAGAGACGGGCGAGAAAGCCUGAACCGCUGCAGGACCUCUCGGCAAAGACCAAGACGGAGGCCAAGCCCGCAGCCGUGCAGAGGCCCGCAGCGCGUGCCGUGAGCCCUGCGCAAAGACUCCACGAGGCUGUCCGCUCCAGGAACUAUGGCGAGGCUUUUCUUGCUGAUCCGAGCCUCCUCCAUGCGCGCUGUCCCAGCUCGGAAGAAGGGCUCUCGCUCCUCCACUCGGCGGUGCUCAGCAAUUCGGCAGACAUGAUCCGCCUUCUCCUCCAGGCCCGUGCCGAGUUGGCGCCAAGGGACAUGCUGGGGCGCACUCCGCUGUUCAUGGCUCUCAAGAAGGGAAGCCUGGAGUUGUCCAAGUGCCUCCUGGAAGCCGGCGCUUUCGAGGCCGAAGAGGCAUCGCUGGUGGAGAAGCUGAGCCAAUGCCUGGACCUCCGCAGCGCCCCUGAGCUUUUUGAGCUGGUGGAUGCCAAGGAGAGGCCCCGAAGUCAGGGCCGGGCGAUGCUGCGGGCCCUAAGCCAGCGAGAUGCCAGGACUGCCGAGGCUGCGCUGGAGGCUGGGGCGGACCCCUCCGUGGCCGAAGGUGGCGAGCAAGCCCUCCACCUCGUGACCAAGUGGCGGCAGGAGCCGGUCGCGCGGCUGGAGGUUCAGAAGCUGGCUAGGAAGCUGGUGCAGGCACGCGCCGACGUCAACGCCGGCAACUCUCGCGCCGAGACGCCGCUGCUCUUCGCUGCCCACCGCGGUGAUUCGUCUCUGGUACAGUUGCUCUUGGAGCUGCGAGCCGACCCGGCCGCAGCCAACGAGGAAGGCAGCACGGCCUUGAUGUUCGCAGCGCACGCUGGUCACGAGGAGGUCUGCAAGAUGCUCUUGGAGGCCUAUGCAAGCCCUGGCACACGGAACCGCCAUGGGCUCACUGCCGAAGAGAUGGCCACGAAGCGCGGCUUCCGAAAGCUCGGGGCAUUGCUUGCUGCUCACGUCCUGGCACCGGCGACGCCGGGAAGUGCGAGGACCCCGGUAACGCCACUCGCGGCGGAGGUGCUCUCUCUGAGGCCGCCUGGACCUGCGACAUGCGCGGCUGCGACAUGCGCGGCUGCGGGCGCGGCUGCGGGCGCCUUCCAGACCAAAGCUUCUGAG